GACUGGUAGCCGAACUGGUAGCCGCAGUAUAAAUUGAUACGUCCUGCUUGCUUGCCAGAAAAUGUUUUUCCGGGGCUAAUAGAUGCGUUUGUGGUGAUUUGGUUGCGGAAGUCUAGUUGGAUAGCUUUGGAUUGUUGAAGGUGUUCAUUCUGGAAUCGAGAUGGAUAUAGCCUGGGACGAAAACUUCUGGUUUGAGGGUGGGCAGACGGCUCUGAUGUGUGCUGCCCAAGCUGGUAAACUAGAGCUGGUGCAGGAGUUACUGGACAGAGGAGCUGAUAUCAAAGCAGUUGAUGAGGACAAAUGGACUGCUCUGAUAUUUGCGGCCAAGGAUGGUCAUCUAGAUAUAGUAAAAGGUCUCCUCACCAAGGGAGCGGAGAUCGACCAUACAGAUGUCAAUGGUUGGUCAGCGUUGAUGUGGGCAAGCUACAAGGGCCAUGCAGAGGUUGCCGAAGAACUACUACAGCAAGGGGCCUCGCCGAACGUCCAAGCACAUCAUGGCGUUACUCCCAUCAUUUGGGCAGCAGGUCGAGGGCAGACUGCUGUUGUGGAGUGUCUACUACGGCAUGGUGCUAAGGCAAACUCAGCAGACAAGUAUGGCACAACGGGACUGGUUUGGGCAGCAAGGAAGGGUCAUAUAGGAUGUGUAAAAGCCCUACUACACAAUGGCGCCAACGUGGAUAUAGCCGGCAUGAACUCGUGGACAGCGUUGAUUGUAGCAUCACGGGGAGGUUUCACUGAGGUAGUGGAGAUGAUACUACAGGAAGAACCCAAUGUCAAUGCCGUCGAUAAGGAGGGAAUGACAAGUAUCUGCUGUGCUGCAAAAGAGGGCAACACUGAAGUUGUGAAAUUACUCCUGGCGCAUUCAGCCUACAUGAACAUCCAGGACAAGAGUGAAGACACCGUUCUAAUCCAUGCUGUAAAAGGUGGACACACCGAAAUUGUUAAAGCUCUGCUGGACAAAUACGCAGAUGUCAACCUUCAAGGACAUGACAAGAAGACGGCGUUGUUCUGGGCUGCCGACAAGGGUCUUGUAGACAUCGCUGAAGCCCUCCUGGAGUGCAAUGCAAACACGGAAAUAUCAAAUAAGGAAGGGGAAACACCGUUACUGAGAGGUGCACGAAAUAGAAAUCGUGAGAUUGUGCGUUUAUUGCUGGAUAAGAACGCCAAAGUAUCUGCAACAGACAAGCGUGGGGACACAGCCCUUCACAUAGCCAUUCGCUUCCGUGAUAAGAAAGUAUCGGAGCUACUCCUACGGAAUCCCAAAGAUGGCCGCCUGUUGUAUAAACCCAACAAAGAAGGGGAGACGCCAUACAACAUAGACUGCAACCAUCAGAAGGGCAUUCUCACUCAGAUCUUUGGAGCAAGAAGUUUCACACCAGGCGAGGAAGCCGAUAGUGAAAUGAGUGAUCUAUGCAGUAGCGCCCUGGCCGAUAUUCUGAGUGAGCCGACUCUAGCCCCACCCAUAACCGUUGGUCUAUAUGCUCGGUGGGGAAGCGGAAAGUCCUUCAUUCUCAAGAAACUGCAAGAUGAAAUGCGUCAGUUCACCGUGCACAGCAGCAAACCCAUCUUUAGAUUCUCCUGUCUUGUGUUCAUCGUCUGUCUUCUACUCAGCGCCGUGCUGGGCGCGGCCGUACUCUUUAUAUUCAGCAAUUCGCCCGGGGCGUCUGUCGGAGUGUUUUUUACCUUAUUCUUCUCACUGUAUUUUAUACUAGGUCUUGUGUAUCUAGGCAAUCGCAAGAAAUGGCGCGGUAUGCGAACUACGUCUUCUUGGUUGGCUAAGCAGCUGAACUACCUACGUCUUCUUCUUGCCAUGAUUUACUGUAACCCUCCCCCUAAGCCACCCCAGAAUAACAAGGCUCUACCCAUCAGAUUUAUAUUUGGGGAUCAUUUACACCUGUCCAACAUUGGAGGAGAGACGCCGUUAUCGAAGGCUGUAGCGUCACUCAGUGCAGCGGUUGAGAGAGACCUCGGCUUCAUGGCAUCCAGGGUGUACAGAGUCACCAGAAACAAAUACGCAGAAGGUCAAUCCAGAUGGAAACAUCGUUGCUGUAUACCACGGUUCCUUGUCACGCUUCUUGUCCUAGCUUGCCUCAUCGCCUUCCUAGUCCUUCUCUUCUAUUACUUCCUGAACGGCCACACCCUCGCCCAGAAGAUGAAGAAGCACAUCUUUAUCGCCAUGAUAACCAACGGCUGCGUGGUCGCCGUGGCCCUCCUCGUCAACCUCAUCGGACUACUGCAGUUCAUUUUCAAUGUGGUGUGGUCGCCUCAGCUGCGGUUACGGCGCGGCGCCACCCGCAACUGCGACCUGAAAUCAGAGAGCUUCCUGCGGGCGCUGAAGUCGGAGGCGGACACGUUGUCGCAGUUUGUGCACUGCGUCGAUGGCUACCAAGGAACGCAGACCCGCAUGGUGGUGGUCGUUGACGGGUUGGACAGCUGCGAGCAAGAGCAGAUCCUUCACCUAUUGGACUCUAUUAAGGCCCUGUUCUCCUCGCCUGACAACCCGUACAUAACCAUCCUUGCUAUUGACCCGUACAUCAUUGCAAAGGCCAUCGAUCAAAAUCUACACACUGUCUUCAAGGAAUCUAAUAUCAGAGGGCACGACUACCUGAGGAAUCUUGUUCACCUGCCAUUCUACUUGGAAGUUGGGAUCAAGCUGAAGGAUAAUGCUGAAUGUGGGAGCCCCACGACGAACCAUGUGGCACCGUCGAAUCAAAAGCCUGAGAUGAACCAGCAGACAAUCACAACAACCUCAAAGCAAGACCACUUAUCCAAAGAUGAGAGCGACAACCAGGCGCUAGGUAGGAUGCACUCCGGCACCACUAGGGAUGUGUCGCAGCUCCUAGCGUCAGACGAACAGUUCAGCGAUCUUAGUCCUCGUAGCAUGAGUCGUCUUCUUAAUAUCGUAUCCAUCACAGGUCGUCUCUUGAGGGCCAAUAGCAUUACGUUCCAAUGGCAGCGACUGGCCUCGUGGGUCAAUCUGACUGAGAAGUGGCCAUACAGGACUUCACGUCUUGCCGUCUACUAUCGGGGCCAUGAGGAUGCAUUUGAUGACGAGUUACCACUCAAGGCUCUGUUCGAAAGAAUUCUGGAUGAGAUCCCAACAAGCAGAGAAGCUGAGCCUCUACUGGACCUAGACCAAGAUGGGCGGAGUUUCCUUGUAUACCUGACCAAGCACAACCCUGUGCUGACGGUCAGUGACUUACGGCGCUUCCUACCCUGUGCCUGCCAUCUGGAUCCCUAUCUACGCAAACAGAUUAAAGAUUCGCUGGAGAGCCAGGAUUUGGCGGGAGCACUGCCCAACAUCACCGCCCUGCCACGCCCACAGAGUUUCGGCAGUAACUUCCCCAAUCAAGUGUCAAGCCGAUCAUCUGUGUACUCCACCCUGAGUGACACACCAUCAAGGCUCAGCUAUCAGAUGGCUGCCAUCAAUCCAUUCUCUAAAAAGAUACCGAGUCCUGCUGUGAGUGGUACCCCGAGCCCUGGUUUCCUAACAGUCAAGGAUGUGUGUGAUCGUCUACUUCAACUGGAGGGCAUUGACAAACAUUCAAUUCCACGGUACCAGACUAGAAUUGCAGAGCACAAUGUCAACGGUCACGUACUGAUGCAGUGUGAUCUUGAGGAACUCAAGGAAGUCUUAGGGAUGAAUUUCGGCGACUGGCAACUAUUUCGUUCUCUAGUGCUGACCAUGCGGGGUCAGGCGCUGAGCUGCACGCAUUCCCCGAGCAUGUCUAGCAGUGAUGUCCUACAAAUGGAAUCCACGCAAGGAGAGAUUGCCGCGAACGGAACAAACGGCGUCGGAAGCAACAACACCAUACCGAUCUCUCCGCAAUCGCAGAAUGACUAUUUGAACCUCAGCUUUGAAGAGCUUCGUAAGAGCUCGCAGCAUUCCUCACAGCACUCGUCCCUCCACAACUCGCGUCUUUCUCUGGGGACGUCACUAAGCGAAUCAUCUCAGCUCAUCGACCAAUCGGGGGUGAGCGAAACGGAAGACGAAGUGUCGCCGAAACAUGUGCCGCGAACGGACCAUGCAAAUCUCCUGCGUGCAAUGGAUGAGAAAGGCGGAUGCGUGGAUCGUGAGGGCAUCACACAAUUCAUGGGUGUGGUCCCUGACUAUGAUUAUGAAGAUUCUGAGCAGUAUGAAUUGUCGUCAGUCCUGGUGCAUCAGGAUGUUGGGUUGACCCCUGCUGAGGAGAUAUUACCCAGCGUGGGUUUGAAACGUAACCAUUCAUUCAAAUCGGAGGAUUCUAUUAAGCCAAAGACAAACGGAGUGCAUUAUAUUGCCAUGGAGGGCUCCAAACAGGAAAGAACUCCAAUGGGGAAAGCUUCCCUGGAAGGCAAACACAAAAUGAAAAGACCACGGAGUCUGAGCGAAGAAAGCAGCGAAUCAGAACAUAGAGAGGACCAACCUUUAAUGAAGGGUCAUGCUAAGGAAGACAAAGAACAGGAUAAACAUAAAAAGGAUGGAGCUGCAAGGAGAAGCCCAGUCAAAACUUCUAAAGUUAAACCCGGGGAGACAAUCCAACAAACAGAAAACGGGCAUGUCGACAAAGCAAAGAGUCGACAGCUGUAUAGCCCCGAACCAAACAUAAUCAGUCCGGAUUUAAAAGCUCAAGUUGUACAGGAUGUUGAACGGAUGUUUGAGAAUUUAGAAUGUGAGUUGGCCCAUAGGAAGGAACUAUCACCACCCUUGGAGGUACCACCUUCCCUUGAGCCAACCCCAACCAAAUCGGCAAACUUCCGCUUCCCUAAGAGCCCUUUCAAAGGGGAGCAGCAAACCCACGAUCUGUCUCUUCUUGCCGGAUACUCCAGCUUCACCCCGAUGAUGCGGGAAUUGCAGAGCGUCCCUGAGUCGGACAUCAUGAGCGUGACGACUAACUCAGACGACAUCAUGUCCACACCAGGAUCGGAUCAGCCGCGUUAUCGUCGACCCCUCGUACGUCAAUCGCAGUCAAGCGACGUGUUGUUGCGUAACCCCCCGCAGCCCUCGGUGUCUAUGGAGGACAAGCCAAUGAUGCGCAGCGUCUCUCAACCCAAUCGCUUCACGGACACCGGACUCAGCCAGCAGUCCCAACAGCAGCGGACUCUGGAUCAGAGUUUCGACGAGUUCAUCAUGCUCUCUCUUGAGGAACAGCGGAAAAAACGGACUCCUGAAAACGAAGAGCACGAACAGAAUCCCCCGAAAAAUGCCACCAAUAGAGGGCCAGGCAGCCCGUAUUGGAGACAAUCUGCCCCCUCGCUCGGCGCAAACUGUGAAAAUAAAGACAAUGUGUUUAUGGUCAGUAUCGGGGAUGCUGGACCCAGCACAGCCAACCAAAGAACAGCUGUACACAAAGGAAGUCUGAAUCUAUAGAACUAGGCUCUCUCUUUUGGAGCCUGCAAGCUUCCAGUGUCUGAAGGAUCAUUGCUCGGUUUAAGGGUUGUUGGGGUUUUUCUUUUUGAAUAGAUUCUACAAAUGUUGGUGAACAAAUCUACUUAUUAAUUGUUACCUGUGGUGUGACACAGGGUGUUCUAAACAGUUCUUAAUUGAGUUUAGAGUUAUAAUUAAUUGAUAUAUUUUGUGAACUAUACAUUUUUGACGGUUGGUAUAUAUCGCAAUUAACUACAUGUACAACCAAAUCAAUACUGUCGUCAAGACUUAUACUGAGUCUUGAAUUUUUUACACAGGACAAAAUGGGCCAAAUACUAAGUGAAAAGUUGCAAGACAGCCUCUGAAAACAUGGCUGUUUAUUUUGUUACAUGUGGCUUCUUCGUAUCCAGAGCCAAUUUCAUAGAGCUGCUUAAGCAGAAAAUACCGCUCAGCAAUUUCCUCUGCAAAGCCAAAAUUGAGCGUGGCACCAGUCACAUUAAUGUCAACUUUAGCUGGUAACCUAUUUCUGUUAAGCAAUACUUUUUUUCUGUGCUUAGCAAGUAUUUGUGCUUACAGGCUUUAUGAAAUUGACCUCAUGGCCUAAUUUGGUAUAGCUGCUUACGCAAAAUAAUAUUGCUUAAUUAUCUUUUUAAAAAAUAUUGAUUAAUAAUUUCCUGCUAAGCAAUAACAAACAAGA
Molecule: messenger RNA, 6044 nt
Organism: Asterias rubens (European starfish)
Lineage: Eukaryota; Metazoa; Echinodermata; Asteroidea; Forcipulatida; Asteriidae
Product: kinase D-interacting substrate of 220 kDa B-like
Exons: 22
Coding region: 161-5350 (1729 amino acids)
Molecular function (GO): protein binding
Source: RefSeq, a predicted model, not a curated record